AGAGACGUUCCUGUGAUGGCGUUUGGUGAAAUAUCUCCACGCCAGUUAGCAAGUGAGGACGUGAGGAAGGGCAAGAUUGUCUUCAACGGGAAGCCAGGAUCAGAAAGACUGUGGGGCCUCGUGAAGACGUCGCUGCAAUGUGGACCAAGACAGAUGGAAUUGAAAGUGGUGGGACGUGGAGCUGCAGACUUGGCCCUGGACCUGGGCGCUGGACCACCCCAACUUUUGAGCAAGGCACUGGAGUCUUGUGGCUAUUUGCUGCGUCGAAAUGCGUUUGGCCUUGUGUUGGUAGUUCCCUAUGAUGGCUGCCACGUGGUACAGGAGAAUGGCUAUUAUGUGUUGCCGAUGAUCUACAUGCAGACUAAAAUCAAACUUACCUGCCCAACAUCUGCUUUGACUGCCGGGCACCCCAGCCCUUUACCAAUUACCAGGAACACAUACCGGUCCAAGCGGCAGGCCUAUGACCCUUACCAGCAGUAUUAUUUGUAUUACCUCUACUACAUGAAUAUGAUGGCGAAUAAUCCCCAGACCAAAGUUCCUCCCCAACCAAUUUACAAUCCUAUCUAUCAUCAGUUUGGCUACAAUCCUUCUAAGCCCACCACUCUUCCCUCAUCCGACUCCUUUAACUAUCCCCGCUAUAUUUACCCUCAACAAUACCCAUAUUGCUACAUACCUGGUGUACUUUGUCCUUAUUUUCCUCAUUACUCGGGACUAAAGCAACCAAUGGAACCUACCCAAGCUCCAACUACAUCUAGAGGCUACCCUGUAAGCACCACAACUAAAAGGAUGUGCAAGCCGAGUACCAGCACAACUACACCAGCCAGAUGCAAGCCCACCACUACAAGUACUAAAGCACCACUCAGCACCGGUACAACUCCAUCCAGAUGCAAACUCACGACUACUACCAGAACUGAUGCAGCCAAACCGUGUAAGCCCAAAACCACCACACCGAAUAAACUCUUCACACCAUACGCCCAGGACCCUUUUGCACCAGAGAUUUUAUCCAGCAGCAAAAGUCAAAUUCCCAGCGAUCCUAAAAGUGUCCCUUACGGUAGCUACAAAUCUGCUCCACUACCAAACUACCAGUACUGGUUUGCUGAGGCGGUGGAUCAAGAUCCUCACUUUGACUGGGAUGGUCUAGAACCUUAGCAACAUCACUAAGUUUUCACGUUCCAUAUUAUUUUUCUCUUCUCCUGUAAAAAAUCUUUGAUUUUCUCUUUUUCAGGGAUUGUGAUCCUGAUGGCAUUCAAUAAAUGUUUUGACAAGUUGGUCUGAA
Nerophis ophidion (straightnose pipefish) is the source of this 1276-nucleotide messenger RNA. RefSeq lists its product as uncharacterized. The transcript has 5 exons. NCBI's taxonomy places the organism in Eukaryota, Metazoa, Chordata, Actinopteri, Syngnathiformes, Syngnathidae. The record is from RefSeq and is a predicted model, not a curated record. Bases 16 to 1149 code for a protein of 377 amino acids.